UGUUUUUAGGGUAAAAGCUUAGUGAAGCCCAAAACAAAGCCCAAUCGAAGCAGUCAAGGCUGGCUCCUCAGGAAUGAAGUCACGAGGAGCAAAGUUCAGGGAGUUUUGUGCGAUACCUCGAAGGACUGUCCGUCUCAUCGCCUCCAGCGAUUUUCAGCAGCGACGGUCGAUCGAAGCAGCAGUUGCUGUUGAUUCUCCGAUGCUCGGCCCUGUCGGUGGAUCCAUGAGUUCGCCCUCUCAGAAAUUUCGAUAUCUUGCGAAGGACGCUGUGGCAAUGAUAUCCAUCACUGAAUGUCUUAUUGAAAUACUGUCUUGGCUUCCGGUGAGAAGCCUUUUGAGGUUUAAAUGCGUUUGCAAGGUGUGGUAUAACAUAAUAUCUGACCCCUAUUUCAUCCGGAAACACUUGCAUUAUUCGAGAAAGAAACCUCAACUUGUGAUCAUACCUUACUCAAUUGACCUAUGCGAAAUUGGCUUCUACAACUACUCUCCGACGCAGCUGCAGGCACAUCUGAUGUUCCAAAAAGUAUUCUCAGAGGUACCAGAAUGUUUUCUAUGCCUUCAACAAGUCGACGGUCUUUUAUUGCUGAGCACACUCGACAGUCUUUAUGUAUGCAAUCCAAGUAUUGGAGAGUUUAUAACAUUACCAGAGGGCAGUAACCACAUGCCUACCCAUCCUUACUAUAGAUGUUUCCCUGAAGAAAGGGCAGGGUUUGGAUAUGAUGCCCGUAACAAAUGCUACAGAGUUGCCCGCUAUUUCUAUCGAUGGCAUGAUUUCAAAAACAAGACAUAUAGCUUGGGCUUGGAAGUUUUCGAUUUAGGAAAAGAUACGUCUUGGAGAAUUCUCGGUGAGGAUCCACCUUACCCGAUCCUAGCAUGGAUUGCCCCAGUCUCCAUCGACGGAGUGAUCUACUUCAGGGUGGAUAAUGGCUUGCAUAAGUUCCCUCCAACAGGUGUAGUAUCUUUUGAUCUUAAAGACAACAAGUUCAAAGUGAUAGAUCGUCCAUCUUGUUUCUCUAGUUUGGAUGUGUGUGAUGACAGACAAUUGGAUAUAUCGGAAUUGGAAGGAGAACUAUGCUUUGUUCGAGAGUCUAAAAAUUCAAAACUUGAUAUAUGGGUGCAUAAGGAGGAUGAUUCUUGGGUUCAUACUUACAGCAUCGAUUUUGAUUGCGUGCACAAGUUUGGUGAACUGAUUGGAGUUAGGGAGGGAAAGAUUUUGCUUCAUGUAUAUGACUCCCAUCAUCGGUUGGACUUUUGUGAUUCGAAAAUAGUAUUGAAGGAUUUGAAGUAUUACAAGGCACCCAACAGCUAUUGCUCCUUUGACGACGAAACAUGCUUCCACGUGCUCAGAUAUGUGGAAAGUCUAGCAUCCGUCACCACUCGAGUUUAAUGUCCUCACAAUUAAUCACUUGGCUUUUGUAUUUCAUUUAUGAGGACGGUUUGAGCAAAGAUAAUUUCUAAUGUGUAGGAGAGAAGAUAAGAGCUAGUCCUUGUGAUUGGAUAUUUAUUGCUUUAUUUAUAGUGGAGGUGGGAAAUUUAGCGCGCGCAUUUGUACGUGAAUGAAAAUUUUUUGUUUAUUUUAUCCCUAUGAAUAAAUUUUGUUUUAUGCAGGCA
Molecule: messenger RNA, 1611 nt
Organism: Asparagus officinalis (garden asparagus)
Lineage: Eukaryota; Viridiplantae; Streptophyta; Magnoliopsida; Asparagales; Asparagaceae
Product: putative F-box protein At5g52610
Exons: 2
Coding region: 74-1387 (437 amino acids)
Molecular function (GO): protein binding
Source: RefSeq, a predicted model, not a curated record